AUGUCUUCGGCACCUCUCCUCUCGUCGAAUUUCCAUGGGAGCAUGCGGGACCACCCAGCCUUUCUUCGCGUCUGCCACUCGCCAUGGCUCUGGAUGCCGCAGAACGUGCUCGUCGCCCUUCGAGGCUUCUUCGUCGCCUAUCUUCUCCUGGCGGGCGCCAUGAUGGUCCACUACAAGCUCAACGUGGAGGAGCCGGACGUCUCCCGCUGGUGCCGCCUCUUUGACUUUGCCCUCAUCGGCGACGUGCUCGUAUUCGUCUACCACGUCUUGGCAUUUUGCUGGACGUUCACGCACCUCUACCAUCCCGACCCGGACGUGAUUCGCGGCCGCGUGGCGUCCCGCAUCGUCGAGGCCAUGUCCCUUCCCCGCAACAUGGCGAGCCUGCGAAAGCAGUUUUACCUUACCAUGUUUUACACGACGGCGACAUGCUUUUCCUUCAUGAACACCACCAUCUACUGGUUCGUCACGAGACCCCACGACGCCGGCAGCGGCGACCCUUCCGAGUUGAUGGCGGGCGCGCCGUCGAAUGUCGAGGCGACGCAUUUGCCCGGCAUGCCAACGGCACCAUUCGGCGACCUGCUCGGCGGCGCAGGCUGGUUCGAGCCCUUCAUGAUCGGCAACCUGUACGGCGUCGUCUCGGCCAUCAUGGUCGUGGAGAUUAUGAUGAUGAACACCAUCAAGCGACCCCUCGUAUGCGCCGCGCUCGCCGUGUCGUUUCGUGCCGCUGACCGCUGCCAGGCCCUCGGCUUCCACGUCCUUGGCCUCUUGUGCGCCUCCGUCCUCUACCUUGGCUGGGCCGCCCUUGGCCGUGCCGUGACGGGCGAUUCCCCCUUCUUCUGGCUCGACGAAGACGAGGUGGGCUCCAAGAUGGCGGUGGCUACCUACUGCGUGGGCUUUGUCUUGAUGUCGCAGCUCAGUACGUCGAUGGCUCGUGACGGGUCGACCCUCCGCUAA
Molecule: messenger RNA, 954 nt
Organism: Drechmeria coniospora
Lineage: Eukaryota; Fungi; Ascomycota; Sordariomycetes; Hypocreales; Ophiocordycipitaceae
Exons: 4
Coding region: 1-954 (317 amino acids)
Source: RefSeq, a predicted model, not a curated record